This is a messenger RNA of Clarias gariepinus (North African catfish), 418 nucleotides long. RefSeq names its product luteinizing hormone subunit beta (gene lhb). Lineage: Eukaryota; Metazoa; Chordata; Actinopteri; Siluriformes; Clariidae. The transcript is spliced from 2 exons. Gene Ontology annotation, biological process: G protein-coupled receptor signaling pathway. Gene Ontology annotation, molecular function: hormone activity. Gene Ontology annotation, cellular component: cytoplasm; extracellular region. The record is from RefSeq and is a predicted model, not a curated record. Bases 2 to 418 code for a protein of 138 amino acids.
CAUGCCAGCUUCCUCAUAUUUUCUCCUAUUCUUCUUUAUGAACUUCUUCUCACCUGCUCAAAGCUACCUUCUGACACACUGCGAACCCGUUAAUGAGACCGUCUCUGUGGAGAAAGAUGGCUGCCCGAAAUGCCUGGCGUUUCAAACCAGCAUCUGCAGCGGACACUGCUUCACCAAGGAACCUGUGUACAAGAGCCCGUUCUCUUCCAUCUACCAGCAUGUGUGCACCUACAGAGACGUCCGCUAUGAAACCAUUCGCCUGCCAGACUGUCGCCCUGGUGUGGAUCCUCAUGUCACAUAUCCUGUGGCACUAAGCUGUGAGUGCAGUCUGUGCACCAUGGACACCUCAGACUGCACCAUCGAGAGCCUGAAUCCUGAUUUCUGCAUGACACAGAAAGAGUUUAUUCUGGACUAUUGA